Messenger RNA from Caenorhabditis remanei, 1242 nucleotides. RefSeq lists its product as uncharacterized. The transcript has 9 exons. Gene Ontology annotation, biological process: proteolysis. The record is from RefSeq and is a predicted model, not a curated record. Gene Ontology annotation, molecular function: serine-type endopeptidase activity. Lineage: Eukaryota; Metazoa; Nematoda; Chromadorea; Rhabditida; Rhabditidae. The coding region runs from base 1 to 1242 and encodes 413 amino acids.
AUGCGCUGGUCUUCGGUUGUCCUGGCGCUGUUGGCUACAACUCAAAUUGUCAGCUGUGAUCCUUUGGAGAAGUCGGAAAAUGAGCGACGAUUCCAAGAUUGUGGAAAAAAGAUGGCAUCAAAAGUGUACAUGGGAAGGGACGCUCAACAAUCAGAAGCUCCUUGGUCUGUCUUAUUUUUUCUUUUCAAGAAAGAUAGAAAACAUGCAACAACUUGUACUGGUACCAUUGUUUCACCUCGUCAUGUUCUCAUCGCCACUCAUUGUUUUGCCUUGUUAAAUGAAGGUCAAUGGGAAAUUGAAGGAAAACAAUUGGAUCGGAAACAUUGCGAACAAGAUGAUUACCUUAUCACGGAUGACAAUAUUCUCGAGAGAAUCCAGAUUCAAUCAGACGGGAAAGCAGUUGCUCGGCAUCCUGAAAAAGUGACAUUAGUGAAAGCAUGUAUAAACAGAUCAGCUGUCAAAACUGCAAACAAGUACACCAAUGUGACACAUCAGUACUAUGUUGACGAUUUCGCUAUUAUUGAUUUAUAUAACGAUUUGCCCUUAAACACAAUGCAACAAGUAUGUGUAGCAAGUAGUGAAUCUGAAAACGCAGUGGACACGGAACUCGACUAUUUCGGUUACGGAUUGAAUCCUCCGGAAGAUAAAGGUUAUGAUCAAGCACCGGAUAACACUGGAGUUCUGAGACAAGAGACGGUUAAAGUUAUUGAUAAACCAAUGGAAGACUAUUACUUUUUAGCCAAAGAUCCAAAUUCAAUAACAGUUGCUUGUACGGGUGAUAGUGGUGGUGGAGCAGUAAAAGAUGUAAACGGUCAGAAAACAAUUGUUGGAGUUUUGUCUCAAACAAACUGUGCCCAUCCUAAAUAUAGAAACGAUGAGGCUAUGGAGCAAUAUGCAUCGGUUGGAUAUUACAAUGAAGACGUUUGUAGAUUAACUGGAAUAUGCGCUGAUGAUCAACAAUACGACAAGUAUCACAGCGGUUAUACUAAGAAACCAAAGCCACCGCGUCCAACUGAAUCUCCAGUUAUUCCACAACGACCAGUCGGAGGAGUAGCAGUAGAUCCAAACGGAACACCUGGAAAGUCUCCUGCUCCAAGAAACCAAGAAGCGACAGAGGAAUCGAUCGACCCCACUCAAGAUGCUCCAGAAGAUCAAAGCUCGUUGAAAGUAGAUCCAAAUGGAGCAAACAGUGGAUACUUUCAUACGAUUCUUGCUUUGGUUUCUGUAUUUGUGAUGCUUUGA